Messenger RNA from Eruca vesicaria subsp. sativa (arugula), 895 nucleotides. Lineage: Eukaryota; Viridiplantae; Streptophyta; Magnoliopsida; Brassicales; Brassicaceae. The record is from the annotation of a GenBank genome assembly.
UAAAAAACCUCUCACUCUCUCUCUCCGGUCUGCUCUCUCCGAUUCAAUCAAAUGACGAUCCACGCGGCGGUAAUCCAGAAACUCCUCAACACAGGCUCCCACCUCGGCCGCCGCGCCGCGGAGCACCAUUUCAAGCAAUACGCGUACGGAACCCGCAACGGGAUGACCAUAAUCGACUCCGACAAAACCCUAAUCUGCCUCCGCAGCGCCGCGAACUUCGUCGCCAACCUCGCCCACAUGAAAGGCAACAUCUUCUUCGUCAACACGAACCCUCUCUUCGACGAGAUCGUCGAGCUAACUUCCCGUCGCAUCCAGGGCGACGCGUACAACCACAACCGUUCGAUGAAUCUCUGGAAGAUGGGAGGGUUUCUGACGAACAGUUACAGUCCCAAGAAGUUUAGGUCGAGGCAUAAGAAGCUUUGCUUUGGGCCGACGACGAUGCCUGAUUGUGUGGUGGUGUUUGAUACGGAGAGGAAGAGCUCGGUGGUGUUGGAGGCGGCGAAGUUGCAGAUUCCGGUUGUGGCGAUUGUGGAUCCGAAUGUGCCGUUGGAGUUUUUCGAGAAGAUUACGUAUCCUGUGCCGGCGCGUGAUUCGGUUAAGUUUGUGUAUUUGUUUUGUAAUGUGAUUACGAAGUGUUUUGUGGCGGAGCAGAUGAAGAUGGGGAUUAAAGAUGGGAGUGUGGAUGAUGUGGUUAAGGAUUUGGCUGUGUGAUUUGGUUUAUGAGUGAUAAAGUUUGGAACUUUACUUUUCAUAGUUUGGUUUAAUAAUUGUUCUUCAGAAUUUGAAGUUCUGAGUGUUGUUUUCAACGCAUUUGGAUUGUUUUGAUCGCAAGAUUGUUCAUUUCUUGGAAUGCUAUAUUGAUUAUUUGUAAGAGACAUGUUAGGAUUGAUCUCGG